GCUAUGCUCUCUCUGUCGUCUCUUCUCAACCCUGCACCUCCAGGGUCCUCCAACGAUGAUGAGUUCUUUCCCAGUCCAAUAUUCUCAUCUCCCACGGACUCAUGUGCUGAAGAGUCUCUGUUUCCCAAUCGGUCAACGAUGCCCAAGCACAAGAUGCCCAAGGACGCGGCAGUCUUCACGAAGGGCAAGCCGAAAGGGGCCAUAAACUUCCACCCGCACGAGGAUUUAGAUGAAGCUUCACUUCGCCGCACCCGAUUAUUUCAAGUCUAUCCACUGGGAAAGAUUCGGGAGUUUUCACGGCAUAUUCCAUACAACAGCGGUAAGAAGGACUUUUUUGACAAGACUGGACGAGAAAGCUUUGAAGUUUUUCAAUACGUUUUCAAAGUCCCGGGGGACGAUACCGAGUACACGGUGAUGUGGGACUACAACGUUGGGCUCGUUCGUAUGACACCGUUCUUUAAAUGCUGUAAAUAUCCAAAGACAACACCUGCCAAGAUGUUGAACUCGAAUCCUGGUCUCAAAGAGAUAACUCAUAGCAUCACAGGGGGUUCGAUUAUGGCUCAAGGUUACUGGAUGCCUUAUCAAUGCGCGAGGGCUGUCUGCGCAACCUUUUGCCACAACAUAUCAGGGGCACUUAUCCCUAUAUUCGGGCCAGAUUUCCCGGCUCUUUGUACGCAAGUCGAUGCACCAGAGUAUAGCCGCAUGGUUAUAGAUCCGGCGAUAGUGAUGCAGUCUACUCGAGAAGCCGAAUACUACCGUCAUCUUUACAGCAAUACAACAAAUGUAGGUUCGGCAUCGAAGAAUGACAACGGGAACCGACCAAGCCCUAAGCGUGACCUUCGCGUUCAUCGCCCAUACUACGAUGGCGGCGAGAGGCAACAACAUCGGCACCGUGUCCGAAAGCCAGGCAUUUCGACGCCGAGAAGUGAUAACAGCACCUAUACAACAGAUACCGAAGGCGAGAUCUCGCCUAUUGUGGAACGCACAAGCUUGGUCAGCGAUCUACCUCACUACCAGCACCCGCGCUCCCUGCAUUCACCAACAACCGCUCUAAUUCCGUCACUACGAGAAAGUCACGCCGGUAGCAGUAGUAGUGGUUGGACACCAGCAAACAUACUUCAUGCGCCAACCCAUCUCCGUCAGUCUAGCGAAUACCAAGCCAGCGGUCCUAAUCCUUGGUUGAGUGCAAUCCCUCGUUUCACGACCGCAUCUCAUAUCCAGACCGUAACUUAUCCGAGUGCAAACGCAUCACGAAGUACCCGUUUCCAGCCCUAUCCUGGCACGCAACCUUCUAGUCAACCGCAGCCUCAUCCACAGACAUAUCAUCAUCACACGAACACCGCGCGCGGACAACUUCCAUCACCCUUAGACAUACCUCCCAAGCUCAACACUACCUCGCCGUCUUCGCGAACAAAGCGCCCUGCGUCACAGAUAGAAGAUCACAGAGACCACAGACACGAUGCAAGCCAAAGCCAAGUGGUACAACACUACCGCACCAACAAGUCGAGUCACGUUGAGAAUCGAUCAAUACGUGUGACAGAAGAUGACAAAGCAACAGGUGCAGACAAGAAGGCAGCGCUGCUGCUGAUGAAUCUCAGCGUGCGCGAGUCUUCUAGCUGGCAAGCUGGGAGGAAGCCGCAGAACGCUAAUGAGGGUGGCAGGUUCGAGGUUGAUAGCAGAUACGCUGGAGACGAUGGGAGAUACCAAGAUAAAGCUCAUUAUACGGAGAAGGAUUCUGGCAAUGCCCGGGGUUCUCGCUAUAAUGGUGGUGCGGCCAAGGUCGGCAGUGAUGGAAUCUCGAACACGGAGGUGGUGCCGCGGACUAAACGAUUGCGGUCUAACUCUAUGUAG
Xylaria bambusicola is the source of this 1851-nucleotide messenger RNA. RefSeq lists its product as uncharacterized. Lineage: Eukaryota; Fungi; Ascomycota; Sordariomycetes; Xylariales; Xylariaceae. The record is from RefSeq and is a predicted model, not a curated record. Gene Ontology annotation, molecular function: DNA binding. The transcript is spliced from 4 exons. The coding region runs from base 4 to 1851 and encodes 615 amino acids.